This is a messenger RNA of Nymphalis io (European peacock), 584 nucleotides long. It is a transcript of the gene Sf3b6, whose product is annotated as splicing factor 3B subunit 6. The record is from RefSeq and is a predicted model, not a curated record. Gene Ontology annotation, cellular component: nucleus; ribonucleoprotein complex; cytoplasm. The coding region runs from base 189 to 569 and encodes 126 amino acids. Gene Ontology annotation, molecular function: mRNA binding. Lineage: Eukaryota; Metazoa; Arthropoda; Insecta; Lepidoptera; Nymphalidae. The transcript has 3 exons.
UCGAAGAACUGCAAGACAAGACUGUUAGUUAUUAGGAAAACUUAGUGGUUAUAAUAGUUUUCUCGUUGGUUUGUGGAACUUAACGUAUUAAUUAUCACUUGAAGUUUUAUAUUGUGAAAACUGAAAAUAUUCAUGAAGAAAAAUUAACCAUUGAAAGAAAAAAUUUGAAGAAGAAUACAACGUAAAAUAUGGCAUUAGCACUGCAAAGACGGGCAAAUGUAAGACUUCCACCAGAAGUUAAUAGAAUUUUGUACAUAAGAAAUUUACCAUAUAAAAUAUCCGCUGAAGAAAUGUAUGAUAUUUUUGGCAAAUACGGGGCUAUACGACAAAUAAGAGUUGGAAAUACGCCAGAAACAAGAGGAACAGCAUUUGUUGUGUAUGAGGACAUUUUCGAUGCUAAAAAUGCUUGUGAUAAUUUAUCUGGUUUCAAUGUAUGUAACAGAUAUUUAGUUGUAUUAUAUUAUAGAUCAAACAAAGCAUUUAAGGGAAUGGAUAUUGAAAAGAAGCAAGAAGAAUUAGAUACAUUAAAGAAAAAAUAUGGCAUUUCCACUGAUGAACUUCAUAAAUAAAAACCUUAGUAUUAA